This is a messenger RNA of Halteromyces radiatus, 600 nucleotides long. RefSeq lists its product as uncharacterized. The transcript has a single exon. Lineage: Eukaryota; Fungi; Mucoromycota; Mucoromycetes; Mucorales; Cunninghamellaceae. The coding region runs from base 208 to 564 and encodes 118 amino acids. The record is from RefSeq and is a predicted model, not a curated record.
AGAAGAAAAUCCUUUACCUGCAGCAUCUCGGUAUCCACCAUCUCUCUCACAACAACAAAACGAUGCUAAAUUUAAAUCUUGGUUACAACGAGCCAAUGAUGCUCAAUGAUCCCAUUUCUUUUUUUUUUUCCUUUAAUAUAGAUGUAUCUUUAUUCAUUUUGAUUCUCUUUAUCAUUUUAUAUACAUUUUCAUUUCCCCCACAUAGUCAUGUACACACACACAAAUAAAAAUCAAAUCAUUUCUCAAAUUUAUCCUUUAAAGAAAAAUGCAAUACUAUACACUCAAAUACGAUCAUCCCCAUUCUCAUCAGCAUUAUCAGGGGCGCUACUAUCCACAUUACUAUCCGCAUUACCAUCUGCAUUACCAUUCAUAUUAUCAUCCACAUUAUCAUCUGCAUUACCAUUCACACUAUCAUCCACGUUAUCAUUCACAUUAUCAUCCACUCUAUCCUCCAAUCUGCCAUCCACAGUAUCGUUAAUAACUAUGUACCUUUUGCCCUCCAAAAAGAAGGAGACCUAUGGAGCUUUAUUGUUAUCAUUAAAAAAAAAAAAAAAAAACAUCUAAUCUAAUUUUAAAGGUGAUGUGAGGGAUAUAAACUAG